AUGAUCCGUUGGUUUCGAAACUUGGGAACACUGUUCAAAAAACCAAGAGGAGAUGGUAUUGUGAAGACUGGUACGGAAGAAAAAGAUGUGAUCUGUGAAACGCUUGCUAUUUCAGAAACAACAACUAACCAAACAUCACAACGAGUUGAACAGGUUCAGGAAGUCGUGGAUUGCCAAGAAGAUCGGCGUAGUUUGGGUGGAAAAGGUGGGGGAGGCGGAGGAGGUGGUGGUCAUGGUGGUGGAGGUCAUGGUGGUGGUGGACAUGGUGGUGGAAGUCAUGGUGGUGGAGGCCAUGGUGGAGGUCAUGGUGGAGGUCACGGUAGUGGCUAUGGUGGUGGACACAGUGGAGGUCAUCGUGGAGGCCAUGGUGGAGGUCAUGGCGGAAAUCAUGGUUCAGGACAUGGUGGACGUUCGAGCCAUAGUGGAUAUGGAGGAAGAUCCGCUUCAAGAGGAUCUGUGGGAAAUCAACACUACAACUCCACCAAACCGAAUGGAAGAACUGGGAGAUCCGCCUCAACUAACACGUCGAAGAGCACAUCACGAGCUAGUAGAAGUAGAUCAACUGGAAGAAAAAGUUCCAUGGCCACCAGUUCGAGAAACUACAGUACCACAACUUCGACAAGAUCCACCAAAUCAACUAAUCCAACCAACUCGUCUAACACAAUUCCAACAACAACAACAACUAACACAUACUCACAGGAAACUACAAAAUCAACUAGAAGUAGUUCGGGUUACUCAACUUCAUCUAUGGGAUCAACUGCAUCGAAAUCAGCUAAUCACUCAGGCACCGCUUCAACUUCUACGGGUACUGUAUCAAAAGAGAAAUCAAGAGGAAGAAGUACUACUCGCAGAGAUAACAUCAAUUCAGCGGUGUCUCGAAAAUCUCAAAGAUCUAGAAGUCGCUCGGUAUCCAGGGGCAGAAGUAGGAACCGAUCCACCUAUAAUCGAUCCAGACCGGAAUCUCCAGGAAAAUCCACAAAAGGACAACAUGUGAGCAGAAAAGAUGCUGCACUGAAAGAAGUGCUCAGUCCAACAAAUAUGUACACAGAUGGUUCGUAUUUGAAACGCGAACAUCGUUCAGGUAUCGGAAUAUUCGUAGCACCCGGUCAUGAACUGAACCGAUCUCAAAGAAUUCAUGGAAACAUUCAAGAUAACAAUUUUGCCGAGUUUCUUGCUGUCAAAACAGCACUUCAAAAUGCACUGAAGAAUGAGACUUAUAGAAACCAGAAGAUUGUGAUCCGAACGGAUUGUUUGAAUGUGAUCGAGGCGUUGUCCGGAGUAAGAGGUACAUCAUAUCCUGGAUUGAAAUCUGAAGUUGAAUCUUUGGCAAAGUACUUCCCGAAGGGCGUCGAUUUCCAGCACGUCUACGCGCAUGAAGGAGACCCAGGAAACGAAUUGGCGGAUAUGUUUGCUGGUAUCGCAACAGGAAAAUCUCAGGGAUACGGUGGCGGAUUCCGGAGAAAUCGAAGUGCUUCCAGAGAGAGGAAUCGCAUGAGAUCCAAGUCUAAUGAUCCGGCAAUGAUUCGCAGCAGAAGUCACUCAAUUCAAGGAAGACUAUGA
Messenger RNA from Caenorhabditis briggsae, 1560 nucleotides. RefSeq names its product Protein CBR-RNH-1.1 (gene Cbr-rnh-1.1). Lineage: Eukaryota; Metazoa; Nematoda; Chromadorea; Rhabditida; Rhabditidae. Gene Ontology annotation, molecular function: RNA-DNA hybrid ribonuclease activity; nucleic acid binding. The transcript is spliced from 11 exons. The coding region runs from base 1 to 1560 and encodes 519 amino acids. The record is from RefSeq and is a predicted model, not a curated record.